This is a messenger RNA of Ziziphus jujuba (common jujube), 2188 nucleotides long. Its product is annotated as protein NUCLEAR FUSION DEFECTIVE 4. The record is from RefSeq and is a predicted model, not a curated record. NCBI's taxonomy places the organism in Eukaryota, Viridiplantae, Streptophyta, Magnoliopsida, Rosales, Rhamnaceae. Bases 320 to 1984 code for a protein of 554 amino acids. The transcript has 2 exons. Gene Ontology annotation, cellular component: membrane.
GCCAGAUUUUUUUUUCUUUUCAAUUUUUUUUUUUGGCUUCUCCAUGUUUUCUUUUCGUUUGGGAAUCAGACUUUUGGUGUCUGUCUACCACUAGCAUUCAUGAGCGUCACUAAUGGGUCCAAGAAGAAAGGCUGGUUGGUGGCAUAGUUGUAUAAUCUAAGAAAACCUCAUAACUUCACUUCACUUUCCCAGGAAAAUAGGCGAUAAAAUUUAGGGAAAAUAACAGAAAACAGAAAGAAAGAAAGAAAAAAAAAAAACAAACAAGCAAACAAACACAGACAAAGAAAGAAUCUUUUUUUUUUUUUGAAAGUUUCCAUCAAUGGAGAUUCUGAGCAACAAAUGGGUUGCUAUGGUGGCGAGUAUAUGGAUCCAGUGCAUCGGUGGUUCAUCAUACACCUUCAGCAUCUACUCCUCGGCGCUCAAAUCCAGCCAAGGCUACGACCAAUCAACGCUCGAUACCGUUUCCGUCUUCAAAGAUAUCGGCGCGAACGUCGGCGUUCUCUCCGGCCUCCUCUACACCGCCGUCACGCAUAGAGGCGGUCGUUUUUGGGGGACCCAGUUGGCCGGACCUUGGGUGGUCCACUUGGCCGGAGCUGUUCAGUGCUUUGUGGGUUACUUCUUCAUGUGGGCCGCCGUCACCGGAUUGAUUCAUCGGCCGCCGGUGCCGUUGAUGUGCUUCUUCAUGUUGUUUGCGGCUCACGCCCAGACGUUCUUCAACACCGCCAAUAUUGUCACCGGAGUGCAUAAUUUUUCCUAUUACAGUGGCACCAUUGUUGGUAUCUUGAAGGGCUUUCUUGGUCUUAGUGGUGCAAUAUUGGUUGAAGUCUAUGACGUAGUAUGUGAAGGCCAGCCCAGUGCUUUCCUUCUUGUGCUUGCCCUGUUGCCGACAAUUGUCUCCCUUGCAAUCAUGGGUUUGGUGAGAAUCUAUGAAACAAACAGUAUGGGCGAUGACAAGAAACACUUGAAUGCAGUCUCUGCAAUUGCUCUAAUCAUUGUUGGUUAUCAAAUGGUAAUAAUAAUCUUGAACAACAUCUUUACUUUUCCUUCAUGGGCUAGUAUAUCCACAUUCAUACCUCUUCUGCUUCUACUGGCCUCUCCACUUGGAAUUGCAAUCAAAGCCGAAAUUGAGGAAUCAAAAAGAGUACCAGAGACAAUUGCGGCUGAGAGUAAUUCUUUGCUGGAGGAUACAUCCGACAAGAUUUCUGCCGCAGAGUAUCCUUCAGAAUAUGAAGAACUACCUAGCGGUGAUCAUGAGAUUCAAGUGAAGGUCAGUUCAGAUGACGAGAUGCUGGCAAAAGAAGAAGAUUUGACUGUCUUACAAGCCAUGAGCACUCUUAACUUCUGGUUGUUGUUUAUUGCCAUGGUUUGUGGAAUGGGUUCUGGAUUAGCCACCAUAAACAACAUGAGCCAAUUGGGGCAAUCUCUUGGUUACAAAACUGUAGAGAUAAGUUCAUUUGUUUCUUUAUGGAGUAUAUGGAACUUUCUGGGCCGUUUCGGAGCUGGGUAUUUAUCAGAUGUCUUGUUGCAUGCUAGAGGAUGGCCAAGGCCAUUGUUGAUGGCAAUUACUCUAGCAACCAUGUCAGCUGGUCACAUAAUUAUUGGCUCCGGUUUCUCUGGGAAUUUGUAUAUCGGUUCAUUCUUGGUUGGCAUAUGUUACGGUUCACAAUGGUCUCUAAUGCCCACAAUCACUUCAGAGAUUUUUGGUUUAGGGGAUAUGGCUACCAUUUUCAACACCAUAGCCAUAGCCAGUCCAGUUGGAUCGUAUAUUUUCUCUGUAAGAGUAAUUGGGUGUAUAUAUGACAAGGAAGCAGCGAAGGAAGGAGGCAAUUCAUGCUUGGGUACUCACUGCUUCAUGUUAUCUUUUAUGAUAAUGGCAUUUGUUGCUUUUUUUGGGUUUCUUGUUGCUAUGACAUUGUUGUUUAGGACCAGGAGGUUCUAUCAAUUGGUAGUUAUUAGAAGAUUAGAGCGUCCUCUGCGACAAUGAGGAUUGUGGAUUGGCGAAGCUUUUUGUGUGCAAGAGAAAAGUAGUAAUUAUUUUUGUUUAUUUAGUUUUAUGUGUAAAUAUAUAUAUAUAAAUAUACAUAUAUAUUAUUAUUCUUGAUUGUAAUCUAUGUGUAAAUUUUUUUGUUAUUUCAAUAUGGACUCGAUAAUAAAAAAUGUAAGCUGUAUUUUUUUUUUUUUUUUUUAA